This is a messenger RNA of Caenorhabditis angaria, 1093 nucleotides long. Lineage: Eukaryota; Metazoa; Nematoda; Chromadorea; Rhabditida; Rhabditidae. The record is from the annotation of a GenBank genome assembly.
AUGUUCACUUUGAAAUUCGCGAUUACCGUAUUCUAUGGUGGAUUAUCGUUUGUGGCAUAUUUUUUGACUGUUUUUAUGAUGCGAGCAAACUGGAAAGAAUUCUCAAUCGCCUUUUUUCGGCUUUACAUCGCAUUUUUUAUUUACGUAAGUCAAUGUUUUUCUGCAAAUGUCUAAAACUACAAAUAUAAUUUGAUUUGUUUCAAGAAUUUGAUAACAUUUGUGAAUUCAUUCAUCACAGUUCGUAUUCCUCAAAAUACUUGCAAAGAUUGUUACAUGUCGUUUCUAUUCAAAGCACAUUCUCAAAAUAAUACAUCCUGGUUCCCUCUUAAUUUUUUCUAUACAAUUCACUAUAGUAUGGCAUUUGUUCAAUAUGCAAUGAUUAUGUUUGUCUCGAUCAAUCGAUGUUCUAUGAUAUUCAAUUUAACAUCUUACAAUAAUCAAUGGAAACGUAUUUUUCCUUGUAUCAUUGUAUUAGUUUCACUGUUUCCCUUAACACAAACCUAUCCUAUAUUUUUUAAUACCGCAUACUAUGUUUAUACAGAAGCUUUAGAUUGUUAUUCAACGAAAACAUUGGCGGUAAGGAUAAAUAACUGAUUUAUUCUGAAAUAUAACAGUAUUUUCAGAACACUGCCACGAUUUACAGCCAUCUUUUAAUUUAUAUGGGAGUUACGACUAUUAUAACCGCUUUAGCAAAUAUUUUUGCAUUUUGUAAACUCUCAUUAAUGAAUUCAAAAAUUCCAAAAGGUGAACAGAACCUAAUGUUUGUUAGUCUUGCAAUGUUCUUCGUUCAACUUUUUGCUGGGGGAAAUACGGUAUAUUUGAAGAGAAAAUAGGCUUAUAACAAAAUGUUUUUUUUUGACAGAUUAUAAACCGUCUAUUUGUAAGUGACAGUAAUGCUACUUCAACUUGGUCACAAAUUGCUCAAACAUUGAUUCCUUUUACAAGUGAUGGUUUGACUCUUAUUCAUCCUUGGAUUUUGCUAGCUUUUAGUAAACGAGUCAGAAAGUGUAUGAUGAAAACAUAUUUCCCAAGAUAUGUAACAACUCCAAUAACAAUUGCAGUUCAAUCUGGCAAAUCGAAAUCUGACCGUUAG